This is a messenger RNA of Argentina anserina (silverweed cinquefoil), 1184 nucleotides long. Its product is annotated as protein RDM1. The transcript is spliced from 6 exons. Bases 213 to 968 code for a protein of 251 amino acids. Gene Ontology annotation, biological process: mitochondrion organization. Gene Ontology annotation, cellular component: RNA polymerase V complex; mitochondrion; nucleus. The record is from RefSeq and is a predicted model, not a curated record. Lineage: Eukaryota; Viridiplantae; Streptophyta; Magnoliopsida; Rosales; Rosaceae.
UAGCCAUUCGCCACAAAAUAAAAAAAACUUACAUGAAUUGAAACAAGAAAUAACUGCGGCGUGUUGGUGAAAUUGGCACUGCGCCGCUGUCACAUUCUCACCCAACAACAAGAACAGCAGCAAUUCUCUUUCUCUUUUUCACAAGGUCUGAACAUCCGCCGCUAUUCUCUUCUUUUCUUCUUCGGUUAUACAGACCUCCCCGUCUAAUCAAGAUGAACAACUUCAUCAAGCUCUGCUCGCUCAACGCCGUGAGAUCCCUCCGCCACUCUCAGUCGCCGGCGGCGACGCUCCGGACCAUGACCACCUGCAAUUCGCUCCUCCGCAGCCACUCGAUUGCGCCCACCCCGCCUUUUUUUUAUGAAUACCUCCGACACUUGCCUGAAUACAGCUACCCUAAGUUUGAUCUUCCAAAGAAUUGGGGUCAUCUUACUGUGCCGGAAGAUAAAGCUUAUGUGAUUGAGCGCUUUAGGGAAUACCAUCGGGCACUGCACGCUGGGUCUCAUUUUUUAAUUCCACUAGUUGACAAAGUUGCUUUCAUAUAUUCACUCAAAGAGGAGGUCUUUCAUCUACCAGAGUUCAUACACUUUAUCGUGGAUGGCCAGAGGGUGUACGCUAAUGGUGUUAUCCACCUAACGAUUGUCGAGCCCCUUUAUGUCUCCAGAAGAUGUGGUGGCCGUCCUUUCAAACGCGUGCUUUCAUAUGCUCAUACCAUCAUGUGCUCUGAAAUUAUAGACAGCUCUCUUGAGUGUAUUGAAAAGCUCGAACAACAUAUACAAAAAAAUAUCACCAGCGUUGUAUCGGAAUUUGGGGUCGAAUGCACGCAGUGUAGAAUUAGGGUCAAAGCCGAGGAGUUUUACCAAGCAAAGGAAGAGAUCCGAGAUCCGGAAAUCUUUACAAAGGUGUGGCCAGAAGAGUUGAACGAGGAAGCAUUUAAUAAUUUAAAAAAAUUUAUAAAUCUAGACGCCUGAAUUGGUCAUGUCCAAAACAAGGAUAUCAAGAAGUUUCUUGAUUGCAUCUGUGAUAGUGAGAGGUUCCUAAUGAAGGCUGUUUAUGUUUUAUGUGGUAUUGCCGAACUAGUUUACUAGUACGGACUUCCGUAGUUUUCUUAAUGUUGUGGACAACUUCAAAAUUUUGGUUACAUUUUUGGUGAUCGAAAUAAUAUCUAAUGUUUCAUAUGGGUAUGA